Molecule: messenger RNA, 6402 nt
Organism: Platichthys flesus (European flounder)
Lineage: Eukaryota; Metazoa; Chordata; Actinopteri; Pleuronectiformes; Pleuronectidae
Gene: wnk4a
Product: WNK lysine deficient protein kinase 4a
Exons: 21
Coding region: 247-4761 (1504 amino acids)
Biological process (GO): renal sodium ion absorption; intracellular signal transduction; negative regulation of sodium ion transport
Cellular component (GO): cytosol; cytoplasm
Molecular function (GO): protein serine/threonine kinase activity; potassium channel inhibitor activity; ATP binding
Source: RefSeq, a predicted model, not a curated record
GCAGCGCGGGGCGGAGCUGGGAGCGCGCACUGGGAGCGCACAGGACGCACAGCCCUCAGCAGCUCGGUGGAUAUAGGCAGCUCCGUCCUUCCAGAAGAGGUUAUGGCUGAGGACUCUGUGAAGACAAGAGGACAGCGGGGAUUAUUUGAUGGAAACGAUGCGUUUUCGUGCGUAAUAGUGUGAAAUAUUUCCUCCACACAGCAGCUGGGAUGAGCUCCAGAUCAAGACGGCGUUGAACCUGCCAACAUGUCACACGCGCAGGUCGAGAGAGCAGGACGCGGGUUCCCUGGCCUGCCUGUGGAUAUGACCGACGAGCGCCUGUCCGUGCGGCGGACGCACGGCUUGGGCGCACGCAGAAACUCUUACGGGCUCCAGAAGAUCAGCAUGGACAUCGAUUCGCCUUUAUACAGUGGCGUCCUCUCCAAAGCCCUGUCGUGGUCCGCGGAGAACAUCCCGACACUGUGCGAGUCCCGGGCAGAGGAGGAGAAGACAACCGACACUCCACCGUGUCCGUCCCCGGUCUCCAGCCCGGGCACCAGCACCAUCACGCCCCCGAGCAGCCAGGAGCCCGACGCAGUCUCCCUCGUGCCCGGCACCUGGGGUCCCGUCCAGAGAAUCAGGGGCCAGGAGGUCAACUCGGACUCCGAGAGUGACCUGCACAAUAAGCAGCAAAGGAUACUGUCGGAGCAGGAGGAGAAGGAAGACGUGGAGACCAAAGCAGUGGCCACUUCCCCUGAUGGAAGAUAUCUCAAAUUCAACAUCGAGAUUGGGAGAGGAUCCUUCAAGACGGUCUAUAAAGGGCUGGACACCGAGACAACAGUGGAGGUGGCGUGGUGUGAGCUCCAGACCCGUAAGCUGACGAAGGCGGAGCGGCAACGCUUCAGCGAGGAGGUGGACAUGCUGAAGGGGCUGCAGCACCCGAACAUCGUCCGCUUCCACGACUCCUGGAAGUCGACCUCGAAGGGUCAGAAGUGCAUCAUCCUGGUGACGGAGCUCAUGACGUCGGGCACGCUCAAAACGUACUUGAAAAGGUUCAAGGAGAUGAAGCUGAAGCUGCUGCAGCGCUGGAGCCGGCAGAUCCUCAAGGGGCUCCACUUCCUGCACACACGCGCUCCCCCCAUCAUCCACCGGGACCUCAAGUGCGACAACAUCUUCAUCACCGGCCCCAUUGGUUCCGUCAAGAUCGGAGACCUGGGCCUGGCCACCCUCAAAAGUGCCUCUUUUGCUAAAAGUGUCAUUGGAACACCAGAGUUCAUGGCCCCGGAGAUGUACGAGGAGAAGUACGACGAGGCGGUGGACGUCUACGCCUUCGGGAUGUGCAUCCUGGAGAUGGCCACCUCCGAGUACCCGUACUCCGAGUGCCAGAACGCCGCCCAGAUCUACCGCAAAGUCACCAGCGGGAUGAAACCUGACAGUUUCUACAAAGUCAAAGUGCCUGAGCUGAAGGAGAUCAUUGAGGGCUGCAUUCGUAUGGACAACGAUGAGAGGUACACCAUACAGGACCUCCUGGAGCACCCCUUCUUCCAGGAGAACAACGGCGUGCACGUGGAGCUGGCGGAGGAGGACGACACGGUGAAGUCGGGCCUGAAGCUGUGGCUGCGCAUGGACGACACCAAGAAGCUCCACGGGAAGUACAAGGACAACAACGCCAUCGAGUUCCUCUUUGAGCUCUACAAGGACGUGCCCGAGGAGGUGGCGCAGGAGAUGGUCGUGCUCGGCUUCGUGUGCGAGGCCGACUUCAAGCUGGUGGCCAAGGCCAUACGGGACCGGGUGUCGGCCAUCAAGCGGCAGAGGGAGAAGCUGAGGCGGCUGUCGGAGGAGAAGAAGAGGAAGAAGCUGGAGCAAGAGGCCAUAGAGGAAGAACCGGAGCCUCAGCUCCUUUCACCCAAAGUCAGGGAGGUUGCGGCGGCGGAGUCCCCCACCCCGGCCAUGACGCCUCCGGCCCCCAUCGUGUCCCCCGUCACCAGCUCCGCAGACUCCGGUGUCAGCUCCAACUACCCGGCAGAACCAGAGGAGCCCGAGGCCGACCAGCACUUCCACCACAUCCGACACAACAGCCUGUCCUCGGUUAACUCUGACUGCGAGACGGAUGGCUAUCUGAGCUCCUCUGGGCUCCAGGAUCCGCUGGAGGCCGGCACCUUCAACGCGCCCGCCACCCCCCCCACCGUGCACGCCGGCUCCCCCAUCGUAAGGGGCCCCCCCAUCCCGGCCCUGCGCUUCCCCUCGAGCAUUGCAGUCUCCAACAACACGGAACAUGGCAACUCGGAGCCACCGAGCGGCUUCAGCUCCCCCGUGGACAGCUACGCCUCUGACGUGACCUCAGGGUUGAGCGACGGCUACGAGGGCCUAUCAGAGAAGGGCGAGAAGACGGCUGGCAGGCGAACCGCGGCGAAGCUGUUCAGGAAGAGGGUGCGCUCCAGGCUGCGCAUCACAGGGCUCUCUGAUAAAGUGGACCGGGUGGUCGAGUGUCAGCUGCAGACGCACAAUGACAAGAUGGUGACCUUCAAGUUCGACCUGGAUGGAGAUAACCCUGAAGACAUCGCUGCGGUCAUGGUGCACAAUGAGUUCAUCCUGCCAUCAGAGAAGGAGGGCUUCAUCCACCGCAUGAGCGACAUCAUCAAACGGGCCAAGGCUCUGAUGUCCAAAGACCCACCGGUCCACGCCAGCGGGCACCGACUGCCCCAGCCUGCUUUCCACAGCGGGGUCAACUCGCUGUCUUCCUCCCAGCCUAAUCUGCACAGUCAGCCGUUGCCCCGAACACACUCGUCCUCCUCUCUGCCCGACUUCGACCUGGCUAACCCGAGCACAGGGGUACGUGGCUCUCCCCCGUGCCCCAAUGGCGACGUCCACGGUGCAGACGUGACUUCAUCUGGGCGACCUCUAAUGCGCUCGCAGUCUUUCCACACGGCCCCAGGGUCUCCACUUCAAUACCAGCACCAUCCCCACCCUGCGUCCCUCCUGCCCCACCACCAGCACUACCACUUACCCUACAUGGGACACACGCACUUCCAGUACCCAUACCCUGGCUCUCCGGGUUCCCCCAAGCCAGCACUUCAUCCUCCCCUCACACGUGUGGCCAGCAACCCCACCUUCUCUUCGAUCCCCUCGCCCUCCUCCGGGUCCCCCAGUCCUCAGCGUGAGACCCCCAGUCCUUGCAGCAAUGAGAGCAUCAACAUGUCCCCACCUCAGCAUCCCAACAUGUGGCCCCCCCACACACAGCCCCUGUUUUCAUUGGCUAAUGUCAUCUCCAUGGCCAUGAGCAUGGCUCAGUCUUUCACGAAUCUGCCCGGCCAGGGGAUGCCCUCCUUUCCAGGGUAUCACCCUCAGCUUCCCGCUCACAUGACCCAGCAGUCCGGUUACCCCUCGGUCUACCAACAACAGUACCAAACUCCAGUAGAGGCCCAGUACCAAGGCAUCCCAGAGCAGAGCAAUGUCUACCACAGCCCUGACAACACACAAAUGGAUGGAGCCGCUUUCCUUGCUCAGAACACUUAUCCCGGCUGGUUGCAUUCUGUCUCUUCGCCUUCCAUGGCUUCCACUCCUCCGCCGACUCCCCAGGAGUUUCUGCAACAGGGUGGAUUCUCCAGUCCACCCAGUCGGACCCAGGAGGAAAGUCUCCACAGUUACAUGACACAAUACCCAGCACAGGGUCCAGCUCAGGCCCAAACCAGUCCACAAACCUCCAGCUCAGACUCCUCGUCAGAUCUUUCCCUCUCGCCCCAAGAGAGCCCACAAAGCACUUUAUCGUCCUUCAACUCUCAGCUGCACCCCCCUGUACCUGAGAUGAGCGUCAGCCUCGCAAAACCAAAAGUCUCUUCCCCCGAAUCUGAAGUCCAGUCCACUCCAGUGACUGUCGGCCGAUUCCAGGUGACGCCCAGCAUUGACAUCCCUGUGGCUGCUGUGUCUGUCCCUGCUGCACUGCAGCCUGAGGUCAGCAGCAGCACCACAUCAGAGAGCAGCACAGAGGAGCAGGGGGAGUCUGAGACAAGCCUGGGCACCUCCCUCACCAUGUCCCCUCCUCACCCACAUCCUCAGAGAGGGUCCUCCGUGGUCCUCCAGGAGCUGGACAGACAGCCGGUGUGGCCCGGGAACCAGGAACAGCAGCAGGAGCAGCUGACACAGGACAGAGGAGUGGAGGACGAAGACGAGGACGAGGACGAGGACGAAGAGGUAGAGGUUGAGGUUGUCGGGGAACGACAGAGGACGAAGAAGAGGAGUCGGAGGAGAGCGUACAGCCUCAGCCUGCUGGGGAUGUCUGCGGACAGUGGACUCUCGCUGACGGCUGCGGAGAUGGAGGGGAGGCCGUGGGAUGGGGGGGCGGGCAGCCCGCAGUACACGAAUGCCCUUCACCAUUUAUGGAUGAUGACUUACAGCCGCAGCGCUCCCUACCUGAGCAGCGAUGACUCAGACUGUGACGAUGGGGAAAUGGUGGAGGAGCUUCAGGAACUCAGAGAGAGACAUCUGACCGAGGUGCAGGACCUGCAGGCUGCCCAGAAGAAAGAGAUCGAGGAGCUGUAUGAGCGGAUGGGUAAGGUUCCUCCUCCGGGCAUCGUCUCUCCUGCUGCGAUGCUGUCCAGUCGACAGCGCCGCCUGUCCAAGGGGAACGGCUUCCCCUCAUCGCGCCGGAACAGCCUGCAGCGCUUGGACAUAUUGCCACUCCAAGGUAUCAUUAGGAGAAACUCUCUUGGAGGCAGCAGUAGUGGCUCCCAAGAUAAACCCAGCAAAGGGGUCACCUUUGCCACUGACAUAAGUAGAAUGUAAGAAACGCUCAGCUGAGCUGUUUAUCUGGACUACCUCAUCUGAAGUGGGACUCAAAGUGCUCAUCCCCGUCCUGAAGGAGGAUCACGUGAACACUUGUCACACACCCGCCUGCCAAUCAACAAAAAACCUGCUUCCCUCUGCCAGUGGUCAUUUACCUCAAAUGUACAGAAACUGUCACCGGUAGCGCAGAAUAUCCACCAAUCAGAUUCCAGUUCAGUCCUGAUUGUCCUUGUAAAUAAAAGUGUCAGAGCUGACCGGUCAGAGGUCACCAGCUUCAGUUCAAGAUCACAGUUUGUUUUAAAGGAGACAUAUUAUGCGUUUUUUGUGUAUUUUAUUGUUUUUGUGUGAAUGUUUAAGUUCUGCAUAGUUGAAAAGCCCAAAGUCUUGUGUUCCAGACAGAGGCUGAAAGAGGAGCUGCAGCAAUAGUGUUAUUUUUCAAAUAAUAACCCAAAUUAAAAUGACAACCCUGAGUAUGAGCACGAUAUGUCUCCUUUAAAUGUUUUCUCUGAUCAAGUCGAGUGCUGCAGAGUCAUGGCGACACAAUGACCUUGACCCAGAUGCCUGAUAGUUGCAGUUUUCCUGUCUUCUCACUGCCGUUAAUCGCUCUGAACACAGCGACGUGAACCACAGAGAAACUCUCACUUCUCGUUUUUUUCGUACACAGAUGACAAUAUUUUGAAUAAUCUCAUAUCUGAUGUGGUUAGUUAAUGAUGUCUCAGCACAGUUACUAUAUUUUUCAUGUAGUGGAGCUGACUGCUGCCUUCCUGGGGAUGACAAUGUCAUGAUGGAUUGAACAAUUUGAUUUUGCUGCAGUACUACUUCUUUGUUGGUUUUGACACCUGAUAAGAUUCUGACAUUUUCAGAUGGAGUGAAGGUGAUUUCUCACUUUGUCAAGCAGUAUAAUGAAAAUAUCAUGAUGUUAAUGCAUUAGGAGGAAAAGUUGUGCAGCAGUUCUCAAUGGGAGCACGUAGUUUCCUUCAAAAGAUACAAAGAGAGCAUCACAACAAUUUUUGAACAGUACAGAAAGUAUUUCUUCAUAUUGAUUUUAGGUUUUUAGACUACUGGCUUAUACAUGUAUAUAUAGUAGAGUGCAUUUCUAGAUCACGUUUACACUUUAAAAGUAAACUCAAUGUUUCCGCAACCUUAAUUCUUGCUCAAGCAAAAAAAGAUUAUUUGUUGCUUGGUUCAUGAUUCAAGCACCUUGUGCACUUUAGUAAAAUCUAUCUUGAUUCUCAGUCGGUCGAGGAAGAGCUGAUGUUUUCCUUUUAUUUUUUCAUGAGGUUGAAGGUGUUCUCCAGUUCAUGGCCGAUCCCAGUGAAGAUGAUCUGCCCGCCUGCCGUUUGAGAUAAUUGUGCAUUUUGUGGGACAAGCUGUGAAUCAGUAUCUGUGGCCUUGAUGAGAAAAUACACAACACACACUGAAUUUUCUCCUGUGAGAUUCAUAAUAUAUACAAGAAAGUUCUGAACUUUGAAUGUAAAUAUAUAAAUUGUGUUGCUUUUUCCAGAAGCUGCUGUCCUGCCAUGCUGAAUCUGUGCCUUUCCCUUACAAUGUCUUACUUUAUAUUUUUAUUCUCGAGAUUUGGUGGCUAGAUCAGACAGUGUAUCGAACUUUGACAACUAAUAAAUGCAACUGUAAAUAUCA